Helicoverpa armigera (cotton bollworm) is the source of this 5583-nucleotide messenger RNA. It is a transcript of the gene Rbp6, whose product is annotated as RNA-binding protein 6. The transcript has 16 exons. Gene Ontology annotation, molecular function: mRNA binding. Bases 9 to 1313 code for a protein of 434 amino acids. The record is from RefSeq and is a predicted model, not a curated record. Gene Ontology annotation, cellular component: cytoplasm. Lineage: Eukaryota; Metazoa; Arthropoda; Insecta; Lepidoptera; Noctuidae. Gene Ontology annotation, biological process: regulation of translation.
CGCGGGCGAUGCGGGGCGCGGGCGGCGCGGGGGCGGCCGCUGCGUGGAGGGGUGCGCCGCGGCGCGCCAGUCUCGUGCCGGUAGUCGGUAGUGCAGCCGAGCGACUCCGGGAGCCGUCCCCGCCGCGUCGUCGCUCGCUCGUAGUCGUAGUGCGCCGCCCGGCCCGCCCCGCGCCGUCGGCGACCGAGUCCAUGGAAACCCAGAAUCAGGAUGUGGCCAGAAGCCCCGCUGAGGUGCCCAACGACCCGGGGAAGAUGUUCGUCGGAGGCCUCAGCUGGCAGACUAGUCCAGAAAGUCUCCGAGACUACUUUAGCAAAUUCGGCGAAAUCACAGAAGUUAUGGUUAUGAAAGAUCCCACAACGAGGCGGUCGAGGGGCUUUGGUUUCAUCACAUUCGGCGACCCAGCUAGCGUAGACAAAGUAUUAGCUCAAGCAACCCACGAAUUAGAUGGCAAAAAGAUUGACCCCAAAGUGGCCUUCCCCAGGAGAGCACACCCAAAGAUGGUCACCAGGACAAAGAAGAUUUUCGUAGGAGGGCUAUCGGCACCCACAACGCUUGAAGACGUAAAGAAUUACUUCGAACAAUUCGGACCGAUCGAGGACGCCAUGCUAAUGUUCGACAAACAAACCAAUAGGCACAGAGGUUUUGGCUUCGUCACGUUUCAAAGUGAAGACAUAGUAGAUAAAGUGUGCGAAAUACAUUUUCACGAAAUCAACAACAAAAUGGUGGAAUGCAAAAAAGCACAACCGAAAGAAGUCAUGCUCCCAGCAAACUUGGCCAAGACGAGAGCCGCAGGGCGCGGCGCGUACGAUUUCAUGUGGUCAUUGGGUGCUCUUCCUGACGGGUUUCCAGCAGCGUACGCCGCCUACGCGGCAGGACGUAGCUAUUCGGGCUAUCCUAGCUUCGGGCUGCCAUACCCUGCAGACUCAUCCAAUGCGGCACAUGCAGCGUGGUGCGGGCGGCGCGGCCCUGCCCAGCAAGCCGUUGACCUGACCAACGGCCAACUGACACCGAACAACAACACACCGCUGUUGGCGCAGGCGCUCUCAGUGAUGAACAAUUACCAAGCAGCAGCGGCCGGGUUCGGGCCACCGGCGUCGCCGCACGCUGCUGGCGGACGGGCGGGAUUCCCAGCGGCCAGCUCGCCGGGACCAGCGCUCGACGUGUAUGGCUCGGCUGCUGACAGCGUGGGCUACGUGCAAGCCGCAAGCCCGCAACCCUCUGGAUUCCCGGCGAUCGCCGUCAGCCGUGCGCCUCUUAAUUACACCCCAGGACCCCUGAUUCCUGCGGCGUUUACCAACGGUUAUCAUUGAAAGUGUUAUAGCACAAAUAUUUUACGUGGCGAGCGGUGUGGCGGCGCCUAGCGCGCCGACUGGAGGCGCCGCGUGCGCCGCGCCGGCCCGCCGCCCGCUGCCCCCCGCGCACCUCCCGCCCCGCGCCACGACGGACAACAUCACCAGCCGUCUGCCGCGCCGUCUCACCUUCCCUCGAAACCCAAUCUCUCCUCAUCCUCACAUCUCCUCCUUCUCCUCAUCCCCCCCCCCACACUCACACACUCUCCCCCCACCGACCCGGUCUUGUGACCUCGUCUAUUGUAAAUAACGAUAAUCUACUUUUUGUCGUGUGAACGAGAGAUAGUCUAUCGAUUGAACAGGUAUUUUUUCAAAUUUUUCUCGCUUUCGACUGUACCGUAGAUGUGUUGUCAGAGUAAUAAACGAUUUAAACUACAAAAAAAAAAUACAUUUCAUAAUUAUAUAAAGUGCAUCUAGACGAUUUAAUUGCAGGGAGGUAUAUCUUAAAUAUUUUAUUAUUCAUAGUUGAAUUACAGCGUAAGGUGUAAAUGGUCCGCGACGCGCGGGAUCAGUAGGAAGGUCUGUGCAUUGUUCGCGUAUGGUAGGGUGGCGCGCUCUGCGCCGGCGCCGACGCGACACCCGCGCGCCUCCCCGCUCGUCCACCUACACAUAUUUUAUUCUAUCUAUUUUUAAUAUUAAUGUCAAAUAUUAACAUAAUUAUUAUACUACUAUAAUUAUAUUACGCAUAUUUUACCUAUGAAUGUAAUUAUUUUCGCCUAAUUCGAAUUGUAUAAAAUCACCUCUUUGAACGGCUGUUCUGUUUCAGUAGCGAUCAAGUUUCUCGAUUACUUCCGUAUAAGACUACGUUAGUUACGCGUAUACAUACUUUCUAAUAUUAUGUAUUAUGAUAUAAAAUUUUAUCCUAAGGAUAAUAUGAUCAUAUUUACGAUUCAUAAGGACGUUUGGAAAGCUAAGUCGGUACAUUUCAGAAUAUCUCUCAUCGCGUUAAGAUAAUUCGUUUCUAUCUUGUACCUUUGAACGUAGGUAUUGUAAUUAUAAUAAAUAACAAUUUUGUGCAUUACGUAAUAAUAUUUCAUUGUUUCUUACAUUGUAUUUACCGUAAUUUAAGACCACAGUUGAGGACAACAACGCGGCUCCGAUUGCAUUGAGGAGUCACACCGUACUUAGUUGUAUUUAAAAUUUUAAUCAAAAUAAUAAUAACAGUAAAGUUUCGUACAGACGGUAUAGUUACACGACACAAAACAUUUCAAUAAAAUAAAGACAGGGAUAUUAAAAAAUAACAGCCAAAGGCGCAGGUUUGAGGUAAUAGAAUAAAAUAUGAAGUCAAUUCAUUAAUCAUAUUCGUUAGGUACUGGAGACAUACUGUCGAGCACUCGCCUAGGUCGCAGCCGUAGGAGUACGCGGGCUGCGCGCGUAGCAGUGCCGGGGCGCACGCUACGGCGUAGCGCCGCGUCUACGCUGCUAUCGCCCAAACCGCGCAUGCGCUCGCCGCUCGCUAUACAUGCACUCGGUUGCAUUCAUUCGAUAUUUACUAUUAUUAUUACUCAUUACCUACAUCAAUUAAACAUUAAUAUUAUAAAUCUAGGUAUUAAAUUUUAGGUAAUAAUAAUAAACAAUCUUUUAAAGCUAUUAUUAUAUAAAUACGUUAUAAAUAUAAAUGUUUCCUGUUACAAAAAAAAAUAUUGAAAAUGAUACGAAAUAAAUCAAUAUUCUUUUUAAAGGUAAUUUAUUACUUAUGAGUAUGUAGUUAAUUGAAUAAUGGAGUGUUAGAUGGAGUGCGUUCGUCGCCGAGCGGCGCGCUCGCUUCGCGUUUUAGUUCGUUCGUGCCGAAUUCGUUCGCUGAGAUGACGUCACGUGCGGCACGCCCGCGCCUCGGCCGCGCCUCGGCCGCGCCUCGGCCGCGCCACGCCGCACACACCGCAGGAGACGCGACCGCGAUUAUGUUGUUAAAACGUUAGCUAGGAAAUUGAUAAUGAAAUCGAGAGGUGUGAGUCUUUAGGACGGUCGGAAUAUCGAUAUCAUACCUAACAAAUUAACGUAAUUAUUUGUUUUAUAUUUACGGUGUUAUAGGUAUUUAAGACAUUUUUUCUUAGAAUAUUAAUUAUUACGAUGAGAUGUUAUAAUUGUAAGGCCCGGGCCGGCGGCGGAGCGGCGCGCGCGCACCUCGCCGCCGUCGGCCGUCUCAUUCACUCUCACAUCCUCACUAUAAUUAUAUUUUCUUACCGACCUUUUUAAUGUAGGAGAAGCGCACACGGCCGCUUGUCCCCGUGCGAGUACGAGUACAAACAUACAAACAAACAUAUAGUGAGAGACGUUCGUUUCGCCGCGUUCGUGAGAAGCCAUCGGUUCGCCGCGAUUGCAUCGAGACGUACACAAUGACAAUUAUUGUAUAUACAUAGUUAGCCGCAUGUGUAAAAAGACGUUUAGGUAGACGCCGAAGUGUGGCGUGUAAUUGUAUGCGACAGAUGACGCAAGCGCUGACCACCGAGCCGACAAGUGUGGCGCCGCCCUAAUACUGGACCGCGGAUUUUAACACCCUGCAUUAACACCUAUAAAAAUCCAAUAUGAACAAAAAAACACCUAAAAAAAUUAAACUGCAUUUACUUCAUGAAAAAAAAAUGAAAUAUCACACAGUUUUCAAACAUAACACCAAUUUUUCAAAUUACUUUUUUGAGCGAGGGUUUGAAGCCGCGUGGUGUAAGGGUGGCGACGCACCGAGUUACCAUCUGGUCGAUAUUAGAUUCAUUCAGCAAUCAGGAUUAGCUGACGGAUAUUAGUUUUUCAUUAUUGUUGUUAAGUUAUAAUGUUUGUGAGUUUCGUUAGUGUCACCUAGGGCUUCUGUGUGCGGGCCAUAUUGUACCGGUGUGUCAUAUCAUAUGUAUUUUUAGUGCGAUAAUGAUUUAUCCGCUUUCAUUUUCUUCAAUUACAUUUGUUUAAAGUUACUUUACUUUUAAUUCUAGCUGUUUUAUUAAGUUUCAAUAUGUUCCCAAUACUUUGAAUUAUAUUAUCUAUAGAAUUAUUUGGUAGUUUAUAUGGCCCGUACUUAAGAAGCCACUUCUUUUGAGUGCGGUCGUUUGUGGUGACCGUACGAUCACCUCGCGGUCUCGGCGCUGUCACCACAAACGCCGCACAGUCCCUCUCGCUUGUUCGUAUACGCGGUAGUUGAGUUACUUCAGUCACCAUUUAGACGUGUUCUAUAUCAGAAUAAAGACUACGUAAUAAUAAGCGAGAUCUCAAAUUUAUUUUAAAAUUCGUUAUGUGAUCCUAAUAUUGCGACUUAUCGUAUAUAUAUGUAUGUAAUAAAAUUAAAAAGAUAAUUUAUUAUAUUUUGUAUAACAUUCUACGUUUAUUUACACUCGAUCUACUUUAUAUUAAAGAUAAUAAUUAAUUUUAAUCUAAUAAUGACAGACUGGUAAAGUUCGUAGAGUCGCCGCGGCGGCCAUAGAUCAAGUAGCUUUGCAUAUUCGGCGAUGGCCAACUAAGAGUUUCUUGGACCAAAGGUAUACUAAUUCGCGUAGAACCGGAGGCGCAGUGGCUCCGCACGAACUCCGACCCGAGCCGAGCGGCCGACGGUCAGCCGAGCGGUCAGCCGAGCGGCCGACGGCAGCCGACCCCCGUCCCGCUCCCCGGCUCCCCGCCCCUCCCCCCAGCGCAAUGCCGCCCGCUUGGUUUCGUUCUCGCGGUUACUUCUCGAUUGCGUGCUUCGCGUGCUGACUGAUUUUCUAUAGCAAUAAAAAUCAAUUACCUAAGAUUUUACAUUAAAAUAAAUUUGGAUUUAUAUACGUUCGAAUUUGGUGUCAUGUACAUUUAAAAUAUUAGAGAAAGGAGAUAACGAUAGGCGAACGAUCCGCGACUGUCCCGUCGCGGCGUCGGCGCAUUAUUUUCGUCAUUUCUUCGUGUAUAAUAUGUUACAUGAAUCUGUAUACAAUAUGGAUAUAAAUCGUAAUGAUGAAUAAAAUUAGUUUUUACGGCAUCUCUUUAUUAAAAUAAUGAUAAUAUCAAAACGUUUUGUAAAAAGCGGUGGGUAUGUCCGCCGCCCCGAUUUCGUGCACCAAUGCACUUUCUUAUUGGAAUAUUACAUUAUAUAACGUACAUAAUACUAUGAGAUAUAUAAUCAUACAGCCUUUCGGGGCGCGCGUGUAUGGCGAUGUAUGUAUACACAUUGUGCAAUGUACAUAUACCUUAUAUAAUACAAUGAUUUAAGACAAGGUUCACAUCGUGCCGUGUGUAUGUGGUAAUAAAUAUAAUAUGGACAUUGUUCAAACAAUAA